AAUAAAAAAUAUUCCGAGUAAAACGACUUCGCACGAAGCUCCGUCUCUCGCGCCCCCCUCUCGCUGCUUUGGAGCUUCGACCAUGGCGAUGACCGUGGAAGGCUCGCUGGACUUGCCUUUAUGUUCUCAGCUAGUAUUCUUCUGCAAAUCCUGGCCUGUGCUCUAUACAACAAUUGGUGGCCUAUGUUAUCAGCUCUAAUGUACGUCGUUGUACCUAUGCCCUGCCUCUUUUUUGGUGGUGGAUCCACGCAAUUCUUGACUAGCAGGGAGGGUGGCGGUUGGAUAAAUGCUGCGAAAUUCCUGACUGGCGCGUCGGCUGUGGGGAGCAUUGCUAUUCCAGCAAUUCUUAGGCAUGCUAACUUGAUCGAGACCGGAGCCAUGUUCAUCGAGUUCACAUCCUUUUUCAUACUCGUUUGCACGGUGCUUUGCUUCCACCGAGCUAGCCUCGACGAAGAUUGGUAAAGGGUUUCCCUUCGUUUACUAACUUUAAAACAGAAAAUUAAGGCGAGAAAAGGAGAAAAUUUGGCACUUGUAGACCUAUUUAAUGGUGUGUACAGUUUUUUACAUGGUAAUUUUUCUUGAUAGAUAAAUGGAUUGAGUGGAUAAACUAAUUUAUCAACCCAUUAACACAUUCUGUGAUGAUGCUUAUGAUAGAGUGGGCAUUCUAUCUCUACAUUACUAGGUAGUUACAUAAUGCUAAUUUUAACCAAUGAACUAUUGAGCAAGCACGUACAUUGAAUCCGGUCUAGUUUUUCUUAUGAAUAGUACUACGUUCAAUACGUUUGCUUUGUCAA
Ananas comosus (pineapple) is the source of this 794-nucleotide messenger RNA. Its product is annotated as vacuolar protein sorting-associated protein 55 homolog. Bases 121 to 462 code for a protein of 113 amino acids. The record is from RefSeq and is a predicted model, not a curated record. Gene Ontology annotation, cellular component: endosome. NCBI's taxonomy places the organism in Eukaryota, Viridiplantae, Streptophyta, Magnoliopsida, Poales, Bromeliaceae. Gene Ontology annotation, biological process: late endosome to vacuole transport via multivesicular body sorting pathway. The transcript is spliced from 5 exons.